This is a messenger RNA of Aspergillus sclerotioniger CBS 115572, 678 nucleotides long. RefSeq lists its product as uncharacterized. The coding region runs from base 140 to 481 and encodes 113 amino acids. The transcript has a single exon. NCBI's taxonomy places the organism in Eukaryota, Fungi, Ascomycota, Eurotiomycetes, Eurotiales, Aspergillaceae. The record is from RefSeq and is a predicted model, not a curated record.
UGCCAUCCACGAAUCUUGCCAUCGGGCCAUUGUUCGAUCGCUUUCAACGUUGCUGCGAUUGGGCAAUCUAUGCUGAUCCCUUCAUCCUCGAUGAUGCCUUGAUCCGGUGGUGUGGAAGGGGAACAAUAACCUUUCGUCAAUGGCUGAGAUGAUCAGAUCCAGAUCAUCGUGUCAUCAUCACUCCAGGUCUAUCAUGGCUCUUCUCGUCAACACUAUUAGCCACUAUGUAGCCUCACCAUGUUUUCUGCCAUGCGGCGUUUUCUUGCAGUGCUAUUGUUCCAGGUUACCACACCUCCGGGGUCUCCGAGGAAUCUUCCAGGCUGGCUUCUAUUUUUUAUUUCAUUUUUAUUUUUCAUUUUUAUUUUAUAUUUUUGCCUGGCCCAACCUGCUGGAUUUGAUAAAGAAUUCUCCGGUCAAGGGAGGUCCGGGUCACUCGACAUGUAGACGGCACCGCACAGAGCAACAAAUGGUCCCCGCCUGACGUUGUUUCCAAGCGGUGACACUUUGACUCGACUGCGGGUCAGGCAUCUCUCCGGUUCAACGGAAAUCCAGAGAGCUCCAUACCUUCCGGGAAAGGGCGGUCGAGGUCGUCGCUUACAGGUUCUCCGAAGAAUGGAAUCCCAGGCAAUGCCACGAGUCCCGCCGUUGAGCGUCAUCAUUCAUGGGGACGAGUUGGAA